Messenger RNA from Parus major (Great Tit), 4240 nucleotides. RefSeq names its product DENN domain containing 2A (gene DENND2A). The coding region runs from base 132 to 3554 and encodes 1140 amino acids. Gene Ontology annotation, biological process: retrograde transport, endosome to Golgi. The record is from RefSeq and is a predicted model, not a curated record. Gene Ontology annotation, cellular component: actin cytoskeleton. The transcript is spliced from 21 exons. Lineage: Eukaryota; Metazoa; Chordata; Aves; Passeriformes; Paridae.
GGGAGCCCCCAGCCGCGGGUCCGCAGCCGCCAGCCCGGCGCCGGGCGCCGCCGCCGUCAUGCCGGGACACGGCCCCCCUGCUCCGCUGCUGCUGCCGAGGAAGGUGACCUGCUGCCCUGCUGUGUGCUGACAUGAUGACAGCAAGCAAGGCCGCCGAUGUGAGCAGCAAGUCUGGAGGUGCUGUCUGCAAGUCUGUUGAGAGGACCAAGCUUGCAGAUAAAAACAAUACAGCAGCUGUGAAGGAAUUAGAAAAACCUUUGUGUGGAUUUUUGAGUGAGAAAUGUUCUGAAGGUUCCUCUGUUGCCCUAGGUUUAACACCUGGAGCUGAACCAGUUUCUUCUGUGGUGAAGAACCCAUUGGGAGCCUUGGAGAACUUGAUGCUGGAUCCAAGGCUUGACUGCUUUCAGCAGAACAUGCUUAGUCCUAAAAUGAUCAUCAGUGACCCAUCUGUGGAUCUGAAUGUCAAAGAAAACAAUAAAAUCAUCAGGAGACAGAUAGGAGGCACUCAGAAUAUACGGUCACCUGGAAAACUUGGCUUGAGGAAUAAGUCCUUCAGCAUCAAGGACAAAAUUUCAGAAUGGGAAGGGAAAAAGGAAACGCAGUCUGCUCCUCGCAGAGAGGAGGAACCAGGAGUUAAAGAGGAGCACAAGCUGCCUUGUGGAACUGAGAAGAUGAGUGGGGAAGCACUGGUGACUCGGAAAACGGAGACAAAGAGACUUAUGAGCUGGGAACUGGAGUGCAAAGGGGCAGGCAAAGAGAAUGAGCGGAAAGCGGGAACUCAGAAAGGCACAGGGCAAGCAGCAGAGCGAAAAGGAGAAACGCAGAAGGAUGAGGAAAUGGAGUUCAGCCCUGGAAAAUGCAAAGAGGUGAAAGGUGGGAAGUGGGAGGUCCAGAAGGAGAAUCUUUCAGUGCUUAGUCAGGUCAAGAAGCUAGAGCAGGCUAUGAAAGAUGGCUCAGCAGAGCUGCAGCCACAGUUGCCGGGUACUUACUAUUCCCCACAGUGCUUGCAGGAGAAGGUGGCACAAGGGCACACCGCUCCCGAGGGCCACGAGGGCAUAUGUGGGGCUGAGCUCAACAAAAGGCUUCUUGGUAUGGACUCUGAAGUCAGUGAGCCAAUCUUUGGGACUCUAGAGGAGAUAAGAACUUCUCAUGUGAAAUCCAAGCACUGCACAGUGGAGAAUGUGUACACGGAGCCGGGGGUGCCAGAGAAGAAGCCCUUCAUCAACCCACUGCCCAAGCCCCGGCGGACUUUCAAACAUGAGGGGGAGGAGGACUGGGUGCCAGCAGCUAGGAAUAAAAGAAACUUGCCCCCUCUGCCAUCCAUUCCUCCCCCUCCUCUGCCCUCCUCUCCUCCUCCAUCAGCUGUCAGCAGGAGGCUCUGGAGCGGGAAGCACAAGAACAACGCUGACCACAGGAAAUCGUAUGAGUUUGAAGACUUGCUGCAGUCGUCAUCCGAGCACGGCCGCGUGGAUUGGUACGCGCAGACCAAGCUGGCCCUCACACGCACUUUAUCUGAGGAGAACGUCUAUGAAGACAUCCUGGAUCCACCAUCAAAGGAAAACCCUUAUGAAGACAUUGAGACCAACAGCCGCUGUUUGGGGAAGAAAUGUGUCCUGACCUUCCCAGCAUCCCCCACCUCCUCUGUACCGGGGACUCCCACAAAGCUGCUUUCCAAACCCAUGUUUUUCCGGCAAAACUCAGAGCGGCGGAGUUUCAAACUGCCAGACAUACGGAAACUGAGCCGUGAUGGGACUGGGUCACCAUCCAGAAUCAGCCCUCCCUCGACCCCCAGCAGUCCAGAUGACACCUUCUUCUCCUUGGGAGACUCUCAGAAUGGCAAGAGGAGAAGGAAGAUUCCCAAGCUUGUGUUGAAAAUCAAUGCCAUUUACGAGGCACGGAGGGGAAAGAAACGUGUCAAGAGACUGUCACAGUCUACAGAGAGCAAUUCAGGGAAAGUUACAGAUGAAAACAGUGAAUCAGACAGUGACACUGAAGAGAAGCUGAAAGCUCACAGCCAGCGCCUGGUGCACGUGAAAUCCCGGCUGAAGCAAGCCCCGCGGUACCAGACCUUGGAGCGGGACCUGAUCGAGUACCAGGAGAGGCAGCUCUUUGAGUACUUUGUUGUGGUGUCGCUGCACAAGAAGCAGGCUGGGGCUGCCUACAUCCCUGAGGUCACCCAGCAGUUCCCACUGAAGCUUGAGCGCUCGUUCAAAUUCAUGCGUGAGGCAGAAGAUCAGUUGAAAGCUAUUCCCCAGUUUUGCUUCCCUGAUGCAAAAGACUGGGCCCCCAUCCAUCAGUUUGCCAGUGAGACAUUCUCAUUUGUCCUGACGGGGGAAGAUGGAAGCAGGAGAUUUGGGUAUUGUAGGAGGCUGCUGCCCAGUGGAAAAGGGAAGCGUCUCCCAGAAGUUUACUGCAUUGUGAGUCGCCUUGGAUGCUUCAAUCUGUUCUCUAAGCAGAACUCCCAGAAUGCAAGAGAGGUUAAAAGGUGGAGUCCUGACUCUGAGUGUAGUGGGGAGUUUGCAAAUUUUCAGCUUUACAGUGAGCUCAGUGGAGCCACACUUCCCCUGAUCUUGGAUGAGGUUGAGAAGAGACGGGGCAUUUCCCCAGCCCUGGUGCAGCCUCUCAUGAGGAGUGUCAUGGAGGCACCUUUCCCAGCUCUGGGCAGGACAAUUACAGUCAAGAACUUCUUGCCAGGCUCAGGAACAGAGGUCAUCGAGCUGCGGCGGCCGCUUGACUCCAGGCUGGAGCAUGUUGAUUUCGAGUCCUUGUUCACCUCCCUCAGUGUGCGGCACCUGAGCAGAGUCUUUGCCUCCUUGCUGCUGGAAAGGAGGGUGAUCUUUAUUGCAGACAAGCUCAGCACUCUCUCCAAGUGUUGCCACGCCACAGUGGCCCUACUGUACCCCUUCACCUGGCAGCACACCUACAUCCCCGUGCUGCCACCUUCCAUGAUCGACAUCGUGUGCUCGCCCACCCCCUUCCUCAUCGGCCUGCUCUCCAGCUCCCUGCCCCGCCUGAAGGAGCUGCCUGUGGAGGAGGUCCUCGUCGUUGACCUUGUAAAUAAUCGGUUUCUGAGACAGAUGGAAGAUGAGGACUCCAUCCUGCCCCGCAAGCUGCAGGCUGCCCUAGAGCACAUUUUGGAGCAGAGGAAUGAGCUGGCAAGUGACAAGGAGGAGGGCCCUGUCAAUGGCAAGCAGGAAACCAGCCCUUUGAACGAGGUGGUGUCUGAGGCCUUUGUCCGUUUCUUUGUGGAGAUUGUGGGCCACUAUUCCCUCUUCCUGACCCCCGCGGAGCGAGAGGAGCGGACCCUGCAGCGUGAGGCUUUCCGCAAAUCCGUCUCUUCCAAGAGCCUCCGACGCUUCCUGGAGGUCUUCAUGGAGACACAGAUGUUUGGGGGCUUCAUUCAGGAGCGGGAGCUGCGGAAGCAGGGGGUCAGAGGUCUGUUUGAGGUACGGGCUCAGGAGUACCUGGAAACACUUCCCAGUGGGGAGCAGAGUGGAGUCAAUAGGUUCCUGAAAGGCCUAGGCAGCAAAAUGAAAUUCCUCCACAAAAAGUAAGAGCGAAGCACAUCCUCAUUCCACAGAAGAGAAUGGCUUUACCAUUUAGCAGCAAUAAAUCAGACUUAUCACCCAUUCCCAUUCAGCCUGCUCCCAGGAGCCAGCAGCCUUGGGCACGCUGGCCACGGCCAGGACGUGCUGCACAGACCUGCGGUGCUGCAGGAAGAUGGGAUGGCUGCAGGGCUGCCAGGACAGGUUUCUGGAUGUCUACAGUAGCAAGCACUGGACCAAGAACUCCCUCUGAACUCUGCACUAGCACGUUGCAGGCAUCCCGGUGGAUCGGAUCUCUUAGCUAGUCAAUUCUUUAUUUGGUUGUAUUUUUCUAUUUAUAUUGAGGUUAGAACAGUUAUUAACCAAUGACUCCUGCCCUGCCUCCUCUCUGCCUGGUGCUGCAGGAGGCCCAAGCGGGACUCCCAUGGGACUGAGCAGGCAAAGCUCAGGCCUGGAGGGGAAGAACAGAGAUGUGUGAAGGCAGGUCUCUGUUAAGCAAGGACACUGAGGGCUGCAGGGAUGGUAUGGACUAACCAGGAGCUUCCAAGCAAGGGAAAAGGGUGAGGGGGAACCACUAAACCUACUGAGGACUUGAUGGGCCAGCCAGCUCCCUGGAUGGCUGUACCAGGGAGUCCUGGCACGAGGAAAGGCCUUUCCUCACGCAGUGUAAUUAAAAGCGAGUUGUGUAAAAGGCA